GGCCCUGCCUGCAGUGGGGGGGGAUUGGAGCUUCAUGAUCCUUGAAGUCCCUUCCAACCCAAGCCCUUCUGUGAUUCUUGUGCUCUUGGUGUUGUUUUAUUCCAUAGCUUUCAGCCCAUAGGUUUCACCUGCUGCAUGCAUCUGGAAGGCUUUUUUCUUUCAGCUUCAUUUAGCAAAACCUGCAGUGUAAUUGUAUUGCUAUAAUAUCCAAGAGGUAGAGUGGAUGAAUUUCUGCACAGAAGCAAGUUUUCAGUCAUACAUUUGUUUGCUCUGCUUUGAAAUAACCAAGAAGACAUUAAAUUCCAAUUAGGUUCCCAUCACGUUUUGUUCCGCAGCAUCAGCUCUGGAACGCAGCACUCCUACACGGCCACUUCCCGGAUGCUUACAUGAAACACUUGGAGGACUCCUUCCUUUGGUUUAAAAAACCAAACUAAUAGCCCCAAUUCAGACAGAGUGCUCUGGUGGCAUUGCCUGGCUGCUGGCUGCUUUAUUACCUGUGCGGUCGUUGAGGUACGGUGAGCCCUUUGCGAUUGGAAGCGUCCCAGAACCUCAUUAGGAAGCGAUGCUCAUGCAGCUUAUUGCAAGGGGAGGAGGGGUGUUGUUGGGAGAACACGGAUCUCUGAUGGGAAUCAGUGAAGUGAGUGCAAACCGUGGUAGACAGCGAGCAGAUGAGGUGUGCUCCCGUUAUUGCGUUUUGCUCGGAGGCUCCAACUUGAGCUCUCUGAAACUGCAGCUCAGCUUAACGUGCCAUUAUUUUUGCUCAUAUACAUAUAAAACAGGAAGCACAUUCAGAUAACAUCAACAGCCACUUCCUUAUAUGUACAAAAAUAAAGUGCUCUGACAGCAGCAAAACUGACACUUUGAUUUUAAAAAGGGUAGAAACCUUGCAUUUGUAGACCCACAUGGGCAUUGCGCUGAGCCAAUCAGGAGCACAGAGGAAAAAAUUUAAAACAACCCUCCUGCAUUAUUGUCUGUACAUCUGUGCAUAAGCAGAAGGCUGGAGGAAGCCACGAGAUUGCAGCUUUUAAGCAGAAGAAAUAAUGUUCAUGGAGCAGCUCCGUGCAAUUCCCCUGGAAGUGUCAUCAAGACUGUCACAGACAUCCUCCCCUCAGACAAGCUGCCAGUCACCUUCCAUCCAGACAGGCAAAGUCAUCUCCUCAUCCCAGAAGCACAGCAAGAAGGCGCUCAAACAGGCCUUGAAACAGCAGCAGCAGAAGCAGCAGCAGCAGCAAUGCAGAGCAGGCAUGCCGGUGUCCUCUAAUCAGCACGUCCUGCUGAAGGCUGUCAAGGCAGCCAGUGCCUCCACACCUACAAAACCUGCUUGGGUAGGAAAGCAGUCGGAUGGACACUCAAACAGCUCUCAGAACUCCACCUCCAGUUCCUCUGCCUCUGUUAAGCUUGACAACUCCUUGCCAGGGCUGGGGAAGAAACCGUUCCAGAGAUCUGACAGACUCCAUGCAAGGCAGCUGAAGAGAACAAAGUGUGCUGAAAUUGACGUGGAAACUCCCGACUCCAUCCUGGUGAACACCAACCUGAGGGCACUGAUCAACAAGCACACGUUCUCUGUUCUGCCCACAGAGUGCCAGCAGCGCCUGCUGCUGCUGCUGCCAGAGGUGGACAGGCAGGUUGGGGCAGAUGGUUUGAUGAAGCUGAGUGGUUCAGCAUUGAACAAUGAGUUCUUCACUUCAGCUGCCCAGGGCUGGAAGGAGAGGUUGUCAGAAGGUGAGUUCACACCAGAAAUGCAGCUAAGAAUACGUCAAGAAAUAGAAAAGGAAAAGAAGGUUGAGCUGUGGAAGGAACAUUUUUUUGAAAGCUACUACGGCCAAAGUUCUGGAUUAAGUCCUGAAGAGUCUGAGAGACUGACAGCCAACACCAGCGCUGAUGACGUAGAGGCUGAAAAGCCAGCAGCAGAACAGCCAAAAUGCAUGCCAGUCAAAGAGGAGAUCACUUCUCCAUUGGAGUCUAAAGCACAAGUGGCCCAGGAAGCACCCACAGUGAAAAAAGGAGCAGAGGAAAGAAGAGGAGAGGAGAGGAGAGAAGAGAUGCAGCCCAAAGCAGCCAAACCUGUCGAGGCCUCAGUUUCCCCAGCUGGGUGUGCAGCGAAGCCCAGCGACCCCCAGAUCCAAGAGGGAAUCCAAGGAGAACCCAUCCAAGAGAAACCACAGCCUGCCGUGAGCCAGAAGCUGGAAGAAGAGAGGAAGCACGCUGCAUCAAAGGAAGUGAAGGAGGCUGCGCGUGCCCCGGUCUUGGCCCCGAGCAAACCAAAGAGCCCUGAAGCAGCCGAAGCAGCAGCAAAGGUCACCGAAAGUCCAGUGGUCGCCCCACCGACGCCAGAAAAGAAACCCCCUGUAAAUGAAGAAAUGGAGGUCAGUGUUGAAGGCCAUAAGAGGAAGUCGGAGAGCGGUGAAGAAGCUCUGACCACGCCUGAGAAGAAGCCGCGCAUUGCGGAGAAGUGCCAGCAGCAGCAGCCGGCGUUUCGCAGCCAAACGCAGUCCUUUCCUGCUGCCGGGCCCCCGGUGCCACGCGUGCCCCCGCUCAAGAUUCCUGUUUCCCGAAUCUCCCCCAUGCCAUUUCCUGCGGGCCAGGUCUCUCCCAGGGUACGUUUCCCAGCCUCACUCAUCAGUCCAGCCAGAACAGGGGCCAGAACCUUGGCGGACAUCAAGGCCAAAGCCCAGCAGGUCAGGGCUCAGAGGGCAGCGGCCGCAGCAGCCGCCGCCGCCGCUUCUUCGGGGGGAGCAGUGCCAGGGCCGGGCCCCGGUGGGGGCCCAGCGGGCGGCGGGGGGACGGGUAACACAGCGACGAGUGGAGCCGGCGAAACUGGAACGCGAGGAAACGCACUGGAACUGGCAGGAACUGGAAGCGGGGGAGGUUCGAGAAGGUUUCUUCCACGCUGCCCAGGGACCCAUUCCCCAAUGGAGACUCAGGAGCAGCCGGCAACCCCCAGUCUUUCUAGAGCACAACUACAGCAAACUUCCACGUUGCAAUCCAGAAGUGCAGCUGGCAAUACAGGCACCAACUGCUCCUCCCCAGCGGUAUCAGCGAUUGAGCAAAUCAGCAGAAUCAAACAGAGCCCCCCAAACGUGGCUAUAAAUCAGGUUUCGGGCUCCUCGUGUGCUGGUGGCUGUGACAAACAAGAGAAAGCACCUUCUGCUCCAGCAGGUCCCGGCCAGGCCUGCGGGGCAUCAACUGUCAGGGAUGGAACAACUUGUGUCACUGUGUCCUCAGCAGAUAGCAAUGCCAACAUCACCAAGGUAGCACCUGCGGCCUUAGGAGGGACCAGCUCAGAGGUCCCCAAAGGCACGUCUCCUUCCCCUCUGAUGCCUUCGCUGACCCCCACUAGCUCAGAAGCCCAGGCUGGAGGUGCGGUGGUGUCAGCUCCAUCUGCCCCGUGCUCCAUCACCUUGUCAGCAGCACCUAGCCUUAAGACCCAUCCGAGUUCAAGCGGGGCCCUCGCGAAAGCAAACUCCAGUAUUCCUGCCAACAACCCUUUGGUCACCCAACUUCUUCAAGGCAAGAGCGUCCCCCUGGAGCAAAUCCUGCCGAAGCCUCUCACCAAAGCAGAAAUGAAAACUGUCCCAUUAGCUUCUAAUGAAGAGAAAGGGGCAGCAAUUGUAGCAGGGAGUGGUGCUGGAGCCGAGGGCGGUGAAAGGCAGUCGGGGUUAUCCCCGCAGCAGCUGGGAAAGAUCUUUUGCCAGAGCAGGCCUCUGCCUCACAUUCCAAGGACAUUUGUGCUCCCUGCAGGAAAGGAGCCCAGUGCUGACCAGCACCCAGAAGCGCUCAGUAAAACAACGCAGGAGCAGAUCCUUCAGACGCUCAUCAAGAGGGUCCAGAGGCAGAAUUUGCUCCCAGUCCUUCAGCCUUCCCAAGUGAACCUCGCACACUCAGGUUUCCAGCUAGAAAACAGCUCCACCAGCCAGAGAUUUGUGCUGGGUUUCAUGGGCAGAAGGACAUCCAAACCCGCUAUGUCUGGUCAUUAUCUGCUCAACAUUUCCACCUACGGCCGCGGUUCGGAGAGUUUGAGGAGAGGCUUCUCCUUGAACCCUGAAACCCGCUCAUGUCUGAACAGCCCAGCCAGUGGUCCAAAAGCAGAAUUUGGGGAAUGUGAGGAGAUGGCUGGCCAUGGCAGCAGCAGUGAGGAAGGAGAUGCGGACGAUGAGAGCACUGGUGAUGAACGCGAGCGUGUCAGCGUAAAAGAGGAGCCCCAGGCUUUCCAGGUGGCUGCUCCAUGUGAAAAAGAACAGGUAUCACACGGUGCAAAUUUCUCAGAUUACAGCAUCCUUGCUAAAAAGGGCAUGAAGACGGAAGCAGCCGUGUCUCAGCAGGCAGCCGGCAGCAGGGAGAACAUUCAGGAGUUGGAUGGAACGGCGUUAGCACGAGAUCUUAUUCAGGCCGCUCAAGAGCAAAUGGUGCACACAAUGAAGGGAAAAACGCACAGCAGCCCUGAGCUCUUCAGCUCUUCUGCACCGUCCUCAGACUCUGCGCAGCCACAGCUUCCCCAGCUUUCUCACCCCCACCCUCCGAAGCUGGGAGGAGAUGCUGCGGCAGCACAGCUCAUCGGGCCCAGCUACAGCGGCACGAUAAACGUCUCCACCUCCCCAGACGUGAACCAGGGCUCUCUCAUGAGCGGGCUCUCUGAGUGCAAUCAGUUGUCCAGUAGCAUGGGGAACGUCAUGUCCUUCUCUGUGACUGUAACCACCAUUCCCACCAGCCAAGCCAUGAACUCUGGCAACCACAGCCAGACCAUCCCGGUUCAGGCCUUUGCUGAAGACAGCAGCAUGGAGGACUCCCCUUCCAAGUGUUAUUGCAGGUUGAAAGCCAUGAUCAUGUGCAAGGGCUGCGGUGCCUUCUGCCAUGAUGACUGCAUUGGCCCCUCUAAGCUCUGUGUCUCCUGCCUGGUUGUGCGGUAACCGGGACGUGACGUGGGAAGAGGAAGGCUCCAUGUUGGGUUUGCUUUUGGAAGUACAUUGGGAAGAAACAGGAAAUUUACUGCCUUGCACAAGAGACACGUUACUGAAUCAGGAAUACAGAGUAGAGUUCUUCUUUCAUUAAAGAAAGAGCACCUUCUUGUACAGUGAGUCUAAAUUGAGCUCAACUACGUGAAUUGUGACAAGAGUUUGCACUUAAGGAAUUAUGUAAAUAUGUCACAUUAUUUUGUUUAAAAAUAUUUUUUCAAUCUUUUAGGAGAUAGUGUUUGACUUGUACUGCAGUUCCAUUAACCCUAGCCUGCUAUCCAGCAUGUUUGCUGAGCUCUGCUCUAGAUGGGGUAACAAUCCCCCAGCGAAACCUCAGUUGUUGGUCUUCUCUUGGCAAGGAGAGGAGCCAGGCAAUCAAGGCACAAAAUGUCUGUGCUGACAGAGCCUCACAGCCCCUCAAUGGGCUGCCGUGUUGCUCUGAACUUCAGAUUGAUCAGAAUUGGAAGCCGCUGACGUUACACCGGCCUUCAAGAAUCGCCCAUCACCCGUGGCAUGGCCGUUCCCAGAAGGCAUGCUGGGUUGUGCAAUAUUGGCUGGUGGUUUUGAUUGCAUAUCCUCUCCUCUCCAAGGAGUCAGUUGCAGUAACCUUGUUUUAAGGGUGGUAAUAUCUUGGUUUGCUGCUGAAAAAGGCAACUAUACUAACCGUAGGAUACCAGAAUUUAAAUCACUAAACCAACUCAGUAACUAUGAUGAUUGGUAAUCCCAGGAACCAUUUAAAGCAGAGAUCACAAAGAUGUGCUGAACUGCAUUUCAUUUCCAGACUGUCAGGACUCGGCAGAAACCUGCUUUAUGAGGCAUUAUUUCAAGUGAGCUGGAAGGUGCCAUCCCCACCAUUGAGAACCAUCACAGCACAUUAUGCAAGUGAAGUGCACUAAAUGUCACCCUCUGUCCUACUGUUUUCUAGGAAGCUUACUGUGGCUCAUUAAAAACUCCACGUAGUCAGACUUCUCUCAUUUCUAUAGAUUUUAUAUUAAGCUGAGUGUGGAAAACAAGCCUCUCGUUGGGCCUCACUGGUGUCUGGGCAUCUCCAUGUCUUUUAAAAACCAAAUUGCCCCAACUGCUGGUUGCGCUCCGUUGUGGCCCAGUGCCGGUGUUCGCAAUCCAUUCUUUCCAAUUAAUCCAAAUUAAAGUUACAAAAUGGUACUAUAUGGUACUCAACGACAAUAAAUUUCUAAUUUUCAACAGGCUGGCUGUUAGACCAUACUCCAGUCUGCAUUCUGAUGUAGUGCAACGAGCGUGCAUCGCAUGGAGGAGCUGUAGGUUACUUCUCUUCCCAGAAAACGUCAGGUUCACAUCCAGUCCCAUGUUGUCACUGUUGGGGGAGGGAGGGGGGCCAUACGAGAUCUUGGUCAGGUAACAAAUCUGUGUAUCUUUUUGAUGGAAAAGCACUGAAUUCACUUUGAAUCCAAAGGCCUUUUUAAGAUGAAGCAAUAUUAACGAAAGAGGUGACGGCUGUUUUAUGAGCUGGGGUCCUAAAGCCUUUUUCCUUCUUUCCAUUUGACUGCACUGCUGCUUUCCCCGUUUCCCACACGUGGGAGCACUGAGUGUUUCUGCAGGGAGCGUAAUGAUAAAGAGAGUUGCAGGCUUAAUCACUUGGCAGAGAAAUAUUUCCUUCCCUGUCCAACAGAGCGUGGUAUUCUCCAACGCAGGAUCAGCACGUCCUGGGAUUUGAUUUGCUCACCAGACAUUGACUGGGGACCCUGCUUUCUAACUCCACAUCAUUCCUUAGGCAUCCAGCAGUGGAAAGGAUUUAACUAUAGAAGUACAGUCGGGGGUUUUUUUGAAACCACUUAAAUCUCAAAAAAAUUACCCCUGGUUGUUCUGUUGUGCUGCACAAGCAUUGGCCACGACUGUAGCCCCACGGCUUUGGGUGCCCACCAGAGGGACGGCUGCUUCCCUGGCUGGCUGCUAUGGAAGCACUGACUUGGCCACGUCGCUGCCCGCAUCCCUCCUUCCUUUCCAGCGGGCAUCUCUCCAUUGUUGGAAUUGGAGGGCGCUGUGAAGGAGGUCCGUGUGGUACCCCGGGCAGAAUAGGAUCUUCCCUUGCCUUGUUAACUCGAGCCCUGAAGGGAAGCAUUACGGCCAUGUGCUCCUCCGUGAGACACAUUAAUUCCCUUCUAAUGCGGAUCCCCCAGCGUAACCCAGCCUGAAGGCUGUAGCUAGUUACAAAAGAAACUGAAAAAGUCAAUUCUGCCUCAAAUAAAAGCCAGGAGGUUUUGCUGGCGAAAUUGGAUCGAUUUUGUUCACGCCUCAACGUUCAUCAGUAACUCUUCAUGGCCAACGAGGCUGCUGCAGACAGGGAAGGGGAGGUGCUGAGGGAGCAGCACGCAUUGCUGCCUUGUGUGAGCAUCCACAUCUUCUCAGCAUUUCCUAAAGCCACCCUCAACCCCCCUGCAGCUCCAGCUCCUCGCUGCCUUUACGUUUGGCAGGCGAUCCUCUGUAGCACACAGUUUGGUUUCUGCAACACGUACAGCAAUAGGAACCGAGUGGAGCCGGGCCAGGUUUGGACGCAGGGUGACCACCGGGAUAUGUGGGGCUGCCAGGCUGGAUGGGAAAUGCGGGCAUCUCAUGCCACGACUUGGAAGUUUACAAGUGUUCAGUGCCUUAGUUCUAUUUUAACAGAUGAGCACUUUUCCUGGGCUACUUCUACUCGAUUCCUUUUUCAGAUAGUAAAUUCUUUUCACUGCUUGUCUUUGGUUUUACCAUACGCUACGAGCUACCAGGAGGAACUCGAUGGAGUAACGUCCACAGGUUUGCAGGAGGGCAUGAAGUAGUCAGGAAAUCAUUAGGAAUAACAGAGCUGAGUAUAAUAACCAACAGAAGCACAGGUCUGCCUGAAGCCUUGAAAGCUUUGCAUGUUUCACGGCGCUGGUUGUUGAAUAAUGUGUUCUAGGAAGGGAACAUCCUGCAGCCCAUAUAGCAGUGCUCCCUGCUGGCCUCACCUGUGUUAAACAUAGUUUAAAACAACAGACUUUGGAGCCCAGGUAUUAAAUGAUGGCAUUCUAUAGGAAAUGCCAUCGUUUUGCUGGGCAUGGUAGUGAUGAGUCAAUGGUUGGAUUUGAUACCAUAGAGGUCUUUUCUAACCUUAAUGAUUUUAUGAUUCUAUAACAAAUAAGAUCUGAUACUAAACAUUUUACAAAGUCUAACAUCAAACUCUUUGUGGAAGUAGAAGCAGCUUGAGUAGGAAGAGAUGCUCAGGUUUAUACUUUCCCUCUCGAGCCACAAUCCAAGUCCUGCAGCAUGAGAACUAGAAAUACAAACUGAGCAAUGGAAUUUAACUUUCCAGUGCAAAAAAGAACCCCACCUUGUUCAAGCUUGUUUUAAUGGAGGAGUGAAUGCAAUUCCACAGAUGAGCUAAGGCUGCGGGAUACAGUUUGGUAGCACAGGGAAGGAAAUUUGUUUGGAAUUCUGAUGCCCUUCUUAAAUCAAAAGGAAAGACCAACGUGCUGAGCGACUGCACGAUCAGUGGAGUUGUGUAGUGCACAGGGUUGGGUCACAGCCGGGAGGUGAGCCCUCAGGUUGGGACUGAGGGGGGACCUUCGUGUCCUGGGGCUGCGUCCUGCCCAACGGGAGCUGCCACGGUCAGGCUGGGUGCUGGCUCCUCUGUGCCAACCAUGCUCAGUCCAGCGGUGGUUUUGAGCUGCUUGGGGGCUGGCACGGAGCCCUCCCACCUCCUGGUGAAGGAAAUUUGGGGUUUUUUUCAGGGAAGUGCCCAGAAGGCCAGUGGUCGCUCUGUGUUAGAUGCUUGAAGCCCUGGGGAGACUCCUAUCUUCUUGGGAUUAGCUCAGGCUCAGCUGUCCAAAGCUCCCACCAUGCAGUCACGGCUGAGUCAGCCCAGGAGCGUGCUGGGCUCUGCCCAGGCUUUCAGCUUCCCAAAUCCCAUGGUGGGUAUGCAGGAGGCUGCAGGGAGUCCCUCCAUGGGGUUGGCAGUUCCCUCCAUUGGUGUGGCAACGGAGUCCAACCAGGGGAGCAUCUCAGGCGCGUGCUGCGAUCACAACAUCCGCAGUUCUGUUCCUUAACUGGGGUUGGUUUUUUUUUAAUGCUAUACAUUUGAUAUAACUGAAGAUCAAUUUUAAGAGCUUACAGUAAUAUAUUUUAAGUAAUAUAUAUUUUAGUAUCUGUAAAAAAAAAAAGACAAAGGAUGAUUUAUGAACUAGAUGAGCAGGGUAUGGAAAGCAUGCAGUUUCUCAGCAAGGCCAUGGAGUUUCACUAGCAGGAGAACUGGAAAGAUUCCGUUUUGUCCAUUGAUGCAAUAAAUGUGUGAGUUCUUAAAGAGAAGAAAUCCAAUACUGUUUACCACGAGCUUUUCUGGUUUUGACAACAGGCCUGUAAACACAGCUAGAAGAUGCUGAACCUUUGUCUGUCUUUCGCCUUUUUAAAAGGGACUUAAAUUGGAAUAGAGGGUAUGUACAGAAAAAUCGAGUUGACACCAUUUUAAAAUGUAUUUUUACACAAAAAAUAUAGAAAAAUCAUAUUUUACGUAAGAAUUUUAAGUAUUUGAAAUAUGUAUAUAUAUACUGUAUGUACUUCAUAUAUUCUUUAUUUUACAUUUACAGUGUAUUAAAAAGUAUUUGAGCUGGUUGGAUUUGAGCAUGUAAUGUUAAAAGGGAAAAAAAGAAAAGAGGGGGGAGGACACGAGGAGGGAGGCUGCAGGGAAAGCAGGAGUUCAGCACUGAAGGAAUCUGGAAGAGUUUUGCAGCUUCAGAUGGAGCGUACAGAACCUUUUCAGUCCUGUGUCCUUUUGUGUUCCAUCAGUAUCCGUUCCUUUUGCCUCACAGCCACCCAGCAGAACCCACAGUGAGGAGACAAGUUGAGGUGGAUCCUUUCCAUAAGCAAUGCUACCUUCGUAGCCAAAGAGACACACUGGUACAGAAGCUGCUCAACCAAAAGAGAAUCCAAAGCGACUCAGUUUUGCUGUGCCAUUGGAAUGGUGAUCAGUAGCUCAAUUGCUGUGUGAGCACCUUAGGGUGCUGAUGGGGAAUUCAGACAACAUACCAAAAGUCCAAUGAUUUCAAGGGAGCACUGUCAAAGCAGAUUGGUCUUGCUGCUGGUAGGAAUUGGGGUGAAAGUCUCGCUGUAGGGGAUGAUACAUCCUUGCAGCUGUUGGGAGCAGAGUGAAUCCAUUUGGCCGCACUGGAAUGGGAUCCUCAAAGUGUCCCCGGAUGGGGGAGGCCACCACUGCCCUAUGGGUACAUCCAGGCUAGAUGUGGCUCUGGGCAGCCUGGUCUGCUGGUUGGCAGCCUUGCACUUAGCAGGGGGUUGAAACUCGAUGAUCAUUGUGGUCCUUUUCAACCCAGGCCAUUCUACCAUUCUAUGAUAAGAUUCUAUGGGGCAUCCCCUAUGGCAGGGACAAGCAGGGCACUGCAGUGUGCUCCGCAGGCUGAGAUCUGCAGCCCACACAGCUGCUGGCCCCAGUGCUGCACACCAAUUUGCCAUGGAGAUAAGGGUAGAAAUGGCUCCGGAGCUCCCUGUCUUGUCCCACCUGUGCAGUACCCAUUUGGGUCAGAUGAAUCUCCAGUGACAUUUAUACCCACUCAUUCCUGCAACUCCUGUAUAUAAAUUGGAGGUGAUUAAAAGAAAUCUCUGUUGCUGGGAGUUACAUGGAAGGUAACAAUGUGGGCAAAGAAGAAUGAUUGACAAGUCAGAUUUUAAAGUACAAAUCUGAAAACUGAAAAGGUGGGCAACUGUUAUUUUACCGCAUCAGCUGUCAUUGGAAUCUCUUGGAAACAAGAGGAUGGAACCCAGUAUUUUGUCAAAAUUUGCUGUCUGCACACUGGUGGGGUUUUCACUCUAAACAGUUGCACCUCACUGGUGGGUGUGCAUACAGGGGCUGUGCAGAUGUGUGUGCAUCUGUACAGGUGUGCAUGGCUGCAUUGGCCACGUGUACGUAGCUCCACCUCAGCCUUGUGCUGACAUUACACCUUGGGGUGUGAGAUGGAAUUAGGGCUGCUUUAUAAUUGUUUUCAUAUUUAAGAUGUAUGGGGUAGACAAAAUAUAUACUAGUGGUGUGUUUCGAUCUGCUGCACUUUGACAAACAAACAACAUUCCUUAUUCCCCUGGUACUGCUGCAUCUCCCAUUCCUCCCUACCCUGAUUUCAGCCUUACCCAGCCGGUCUCCUGUACCGUUCAGUUAGCAGAUGCUGCACUGUGCAUUGCUCAGGGCAGGGCUGUGCUCUUAGCCCACCUGUGGCUGUGAUGUGGAAGGUGUUUCCCAUUGUCUCAAGCAGCAGGGACAGAAGUUCUGGGUACAGUCCUUUAUUGUGUGCCUGCAGGUGUGCAAGGGACGUGCCUGCCAGCAGCCACCCUCGCUGAUGAGUGGCAGCUCCCUUCCUUUGCCCUAAAUGUGUGCAGCCAUGAGUCCUCACCCUGCUCCUGUCUGCUUGAAAAGUCAAAUUUCAGUUACAAAUCUGGCAAUUGAGAGGGAAAAAAAAAAGGGAUUAAGUAAUGUAAGCUGCAGACAUUUAAAACAGUGUCCAUUCCUGCAAAGGAGUAAGAUGGCAGGGACAGACGUGGUCUGUCAUGCUGCAGCUGUGCCUCUUGGCCAAGGGUGUUUCCUCAACACGUUGUCACUCAUUUUGCUGUGUAAGCUUCCACUUUGCUUCUCAGCAGCAUUAAGAGGGAUCAGAGGAGUGCUAAGAAAGACCAGUUUUUAACCUGUCACUUGAAGAUCUGUGCCCAUAGGAGGUAGCACUUGGACAAGCAAAAGCCUGCCCCGUGGCUUCUGUCUGACUGCAGAUUCUGUUCCUUUUCCUCUCACUUCUUUUUGUCGUGUAAAACUACCUGCUUUAUAAAUGAAUGUAAAAUACCGUAGUUCUUCAGCACAUGGGCAAAUGUGUAUUUUAUCUUCAUGUUUCAUUUUAUGUUAAAUAAAAGGCGUAUGGUUUUAUGGC
Meleagris gallopavo (turkey) is the source of this 11863-nucleotide messenger RNA. RefSeq names its product ASXL transcriptional regulator 2 (gene ASXL2). Gene Ontology annotation, molecular function: DNA binding; chromatin binding; peroxisome proliferator activated receptor binding. The record is from RefSeq and is a predicted model, not a curated record. Gene Ontology annotation, biological process: animal organ morphogenesis; positive regulation of transcription by RNA polymerase II. Gene Ontology annotation, cellular component: PR-DUB complex. Lineage: Eukaryota; Metazoa; Chordata; Aves; Galliformes; Phasianidae.